AUGGACUUUUGUACCCUGGAAGAUCCACGUAAAGAUGUGAGCCGCUUACGGUCUGCAGGCUUGUUGCGAGAAAGUUUAGAACGGAGUCAUGUCUCCACGUGAAUCGUUCUAGAUACGAUUGGCAACCAGCUACUACGUGCAGAAGUGUCUCAGGAGCUAGACAUCGCGAACAGUCUGAAGUCGGUGAUAAACCCCAUCUUGCAAGGUUUUGGCGCGUUGGAAGGGAGUUAUUGAUGUAUCGAACUGUAAAGUUGAAUAUAUUUUUCGGAAGGUUCGAUUGGCACGCAGACCAAAUGUUAGUGAGUUUGGACAGUGAGAACUUUGUUAUAUUAGUGAAGAAAGAGCCUUGACAGGUUAAUUGAGUAUGCAGUUUAUCCUCUUGUCCAGAGCGAAAGUCCUUAAGAACUUGCUUAGUGGAGUUAUAAACGUCAUACUGAAUAUUUUUGCUGUUGCUAGUUGCUUUCCAAAGAUCGUUAAUUGCUACGUUUGGGGAUGUUUUUAGGGCUUUACGGAGAACAGUUUGACAUUGAAUAAAUUUGACAGAUGGGGGACAAAUACUGAGGCCAAACUUGUUGCGGGUUAGGAAAACAGUGCUUAGCGUUCCAGAUAUAGGUAUAUCAAGCCAUUUACGGAUAUAACUGUUGACUUUUUUAUUAUUAUAAUAAUAAUAAUAAUAAUAAUAAUAAUAAUAAUAAUAAUAAUAAUAAACUCAGCAACAUGUUAAAUUUUCUAAAGGUGGAAUUUUUUAAAGCGCUGAAUAAUACUUUUUGAUAAUUACGUCAUGAUUACUUUCUUUUCUGGGAGCCUCGCUUUCAUUAAUUAAGAUGUAACGUAAUUAUCGAAGUAAUUUACGUCAGGAUUAAAGUAAUUUACGGAGGGAUUUAUGUCAGGUGGUGACCCAAGGACGCGCAGCAUCUGAAGGCAUUAUCUGAUAUAAAUCCUGACUUUCGAGGUUUUCCAACAAAGUUUUGUCUGCUUUGAACGACGAUUUUCUGAGUUUUCCUUCGUCUUUUCAGCUAAUUAAUAUUCAAUAUAUGUAUUUAAAACAUUCAUUAAUAAUUCACGAGAAAAAUACAAAAGAAGUGAAUGUUCAAUCAAUGUUUGUAAGUACAGCAAAGCCCGGUUGUUUUCCCGUACACCCUCAUUCUCGGUUAGUAAGUUAUUAUUAUUGUUUACUGCAUUUCCUGGAUAUUUUUGUAUUUAUUUAUAGGACACACUGUUGAAAAUUCGGUCAAAAGAGCAAGAGCCCAAAGCAAAACAGAAAGUUGGUACACAAGAGAAAGAAAAAAUCAACAGCGUAGAAACAUGCACAUUACGCGAUUUGGGUAAGCAUGGUUAUAUAUUCUAAUUUCGUGCGUGAAUUGUUAUGCGACCAAGUGUCUUUCAUCUCAGAAUUUCGAUUCUCCCUGUGGACUCAUGACACAUACAGAUGCGACCUUUGGACAUGCUGAAAAGCGCUCGAUUUUUUUAGAAAACUUUCGCUUUGAGUAACUGCAGUGUUUAAUUUAACGUUUUAACAAUAAAAUAUUUCAUGUAUUUACGUUCAUUUGUUCUUUAAUUUGUUGUUUCUUUUACUAUUGCUAUAUAAUAAAAUACUUAUUUACUGGGACCUCGGGAAAGCAGUAUGUUUUCGCCUCGGGAAACAUCGACGGUCGAGGGUCUACAAAACAUACUGUUUCCCUCGUUCCCAAUAAGUAAGUGUUUGUUAUAUAGUUAGUGUCAAAGUUCAAUUUUUCUGUUUGUCGAUUGGUCAAAACCGUAUCACGUGCCGGUCCACAAAACGUUAUGUUCACUGCAUGCUUUGGCGAGGAGGCAACCGGUCCACAAUGAAACAUUUAUAGACCGGUCAGCAAUAGAAUGGAUGCAACGAGCAUGCGCGUCAACCAUGAAGUCCAAAGUUCAUUUUUUAAGUUCAUUUACGGCGUUCCAUUUAUCCAGUUUUGGUGAUUAAGUUCACUCCAAUAACCGGUGAAUUAUUCAUACUAAAACACUUAUUUACUUCGUAGUAGCUUCCUCCGCAGGCAACUCUGUGGCAUCCCAAAUGGCAAAAUCCUCAUCAAAAACGAGCUUUUUACUUUCGCGAACGGCGAAUUCAUAAUAUUUAAUGUGGUUUUGGCCGAGUAGUAAUAAAAUUAAGGGGAUUGGGAGUUAACUUGAGGGAUAAAGGGGCAUUUUGGGGGAUAAAAUACGAGGAGAGGAGAAAAACGAGGGAACUCCCCUUCCUUUCUCUUCCUCCCACGCCCCCUUCCCGCCUUUCCCUUCCGCCUUUCCCCCGGCCCAAUCCCCUUAAUUUUAUUACUACUCGGCCAAAACCACAUUAAAUAUUAUGAAUUCACCGUUCGCGAAAGUAAAAAGCUCAUUUUUGAUGGGGAUUUUUCGAAAGCUUGCCAUUUGGGAUGCCACAGAGUUGCCUGUGGAGGAGGAUAGGAAAAAGCAAUGUGUUUUGUGGCCCCGAGACCACCGUUGUUGCUGGAGGUGAAGCCGACAACGGCGGUCCACAAAACACAAUGUUUCUCUCGGUCUCAGUAAAUAAGUGAUAAAUAUAUGCCCUCGUGUUUCACGCCCAAUAGGAUUAGGAUUAGAGAAGGGGCUGAGAUUCGGUCAAAAUCAAAGAGAAAUAUAUUCGUGCACGAACAUGAGGAUAUUUACCUAUUUUGGUAUUUUUAAGCAGGAUUUAUGUUUUGUGUAAGUGAUCUCAUAGCCCGCGGUUUUCAGGGAUAUAGUGACUCCAAUUCGUUCUCAUGGAAAUUAAAGCUGUAUAGUGUUUACAGUUGGCUUUGGUGGCCAUUUGGCCUACGCUGGUUGUUAUAUAAUCUAAAGUAUUUUUGCCAAGAAGUGAUCUGCUAAGCACAAUAUAUAUUUUCCCUUUUAGAUGAAAAAAUUGUGUCGAAACAUGUACAAGUGAGUAUUCAUAUAAAGUCAUUGUUUGUUAAAACGCCCUUCAUAAAAUGUCUCGCGGUAAAAUGCCUGAGCGUUUAAUACAAUUGCGGCAUGUUAUUCUUCUUCCCUCAAAGUUAUUUUCUGUUGUUUUUAUGUUAUUCUGUUGUCUUGAAAAUAAUUUGACUGUAAUUUGAUUUGAUUUAAAAUGCUUUUGUCGCUAUACAUUUUUAGAAAGUACCGACAAUAUCAUCAAGAAAUAGUCCAUCCAGUGCGUCGGAGAUAUAUACAUUACUGAACGCAAGAUCCAAAAAACGUGACCAGUUGCUAUCAGGUACCAGCUAUCUAAAGAACACAAUUGAUUCUGUUGGCAAGGAAUCUGCAGGACGAUGCAUAAAAACUAAGCAAGACAGCAUAACAUAAGAUAGCACGUAUGUAUAUACAGUGGAAGGUAGCACAUAUGUAUGGUAUGUGAUAAGGUUGCUGCCAUGCAGAGGCGCCCUUAGGAGCGAUCGACUCGAUGAAGUUGAGCUGCGUCUUUCGCAAUGCAGAUUAAUUCUUAGCUGCUUGUAAGGAUCAUCAUCAUACCUGCAUUGACAUCAAAUAUAGGCAACCGGGAUCGACUCCAACUAAUUAAUGUACGCCCCCUUAGUAAAGAAAUUAAUGAACGCCCCCUUAAUGAACGCCCCCUUUAAAUGAACGCCUCCUUAGCAAAGAAAUAUUAUACAUGGUUGUCUAAUCGAAAUAUUUUUUGUGGUUUUACAUUCAACUGUUCAUUUUGCAUUUAAUAUAUUAAUUGCACUUAACACAAGUAAUUCAAUUCGUCCAGACGUCUAAGACAUCUUCUAGUAUAAAUAUACUUCCA
Messenger RNA from Paramuricea clavata, 3742 nucleotides. Lineage: Eukaryota; Metazoa; Cnidaria; Anthozoa; Malacalcyonacea; Plexauridae. The record is from the annotation of a GenBank genome assembly.